Drosophila kikkawai is the source of this 1035-nucleotide messenger RNA. RefSeq lists its product as uncharacterized. The record is from RefSeq and is a predicted model, not a curated record. Lineage: Eukaryota; Metazoa; Arthropoda; Insecta; Diptera; Drosophilidae.
GUCACACUGGCCCGAAACCAAAACACAUUUUUUUGCAAUUUAAUAAGAAUUAAUAAAUAAAACAACAAUGAGUUUGUCUAGCAUAAAAGAAAGGGAGGCCAAGGGCAAGAAGAAAGUGCUGCCGAAAUUGCGCACAGUCCUGGCCAACCCGUACAAGCAACACAGCCCGGUUUUGACGGACGACGAGGUGCUGGAGUUCCGCCAGAUCCUAGAAAAGGCAAAGAAAAGCAGCGAGGAGACAGACAAAUCCUUUGUCACUCGUCACGGCAUACACCUUGGUCUGGAGAGCUCCCUGCGAGCCAUCAACUCCCAGCGCUUCUCCUGCUUGCUUAUUUCCUUGAGUCUCCGCCCGGCGCAUCUCAUCCGCCUGAUAGCCACCAGUGCAUCCGUGAAGGUUCCCACGGCGCCCAUAUAUGCACAGCCCAAGCUGGAGGAGCUAACCCAAGAGAUCUUUGGAGUAAGGUCCAUAAGUUUAGCUUUACCUUUGGACUUGAAAGGCAUCAGCGAGGACUUGGAGCGGUGGGUUAAUGCGCGGAAACGUUCGGCUCCGUCACCGAAAACUGUAACUCCCAUUGUCACCAAAUCUCAUCGGAAGCGCAAGGAAAAGGCCACGAUUCCCCAGAAAUCUUCGGAGGAAUUGAAGCCUGCAAUUCCUGCUGCACCGGAAAAAAAGGAUUGGGGCGACGACUUUAUUUCCUGCUCUUCUGACAAGGCGUCUUUAAAGCUGGACCAAGUGGAUGUCCAGGUGGAGACCCAGCAACUAGGUGCCGCCCUCAGCCAUUUGGCCAUGAAAGCCAAAGGUGAGCAGUCCAAAGAUGACCAAAAACCCGAGAAAAGGGAGAAAUCCCCAAGCGUAGAGCCCAUGGAAGUGGACACAGAAGCGGUCGUUGAUGAGGACGACUUUUUGCCAAGCAACCUGCAUACCUAUCGCCCACUUACUGUCCACCAGAUACGGCCGAAUCCCGACAAGAAGCCCAAAAAGAAACGAAACAAAAAGCAAAAGCAGCCGCCAAGCAAUUCCUCGCAAUAGUUGGC